UUGAAGAAACCGCUUCAAUAUAUAUCCCAACAGUUACAGUCCAAAACUUAGUCGCCUACUCAAACAAUGUCAACCUUUCCAUUAGAUAUUGUCUCUGAAAUUCUCUGUCGACUACCCGUUAAAUGUGUCUUACGUUGUAGGUGUGUAUCAAAAUGUUGGUUGACUCUUAUUGAUAGUCCUGAGUUUUCUAAAUUGCAUGUCAAUUAUUCACUGAAACUGAAAACAACCAAUUCUAACCUUUUCUUGAUCUUGAGAAAGGUUGAUUAUAAUGGACAUGGAAAGCGUUGCUUUUACUCUCUACACUUUGAUAAUCUCAAUUCCCGAGUUGUUACUCCUAAAGAAUUGACCAACCCUUUGAUGUCUUAUGAAUUUAAUACCAAGAUUCUUGGUUCUUGCAAUGGUUUAUUGUUGAUAUCAAAUACUGUGAAUGAUAUUGCUUUAUGGAACCCGUCUACUGGAAAGCACAAGAAGUUACCCAUUCUUGGUAUUGGUGAAAAUCAUGUUCAUGUUAGUUUUGGUUUUGGAUAUGAUGUUGUCAAUAAUGAUUAUAAGGUUGUUAGAAUUGUGCAGUUUUCGGGUUCUGAAAAAGGUUCUUUUCACUCUGAUGUUAAGGUUUAUAGUUUGAAAUCAAGUUGUUGGAGAGGGGUUGAUGAACAACUUCCUUAUUUCCUCCAAUAUGUAGAUCAACCAGGUACUUAUCUAAAUGGUUCAUUGCAUUGGUUUGCUAGUGCUAAGAUGGAGAUACCCGAAAAUAAUUUAGAACUCCUGAUUGUUGCUUUUGAUCUUGGAACUGAAAAGUGGCGACUUGUUCCCCCUCCCCGUUAUAUGAGUUUCAAUGUGAAUUUGGUCUUAUUGGGAGGUUCUCUUUGCGUAUAUAAAACCUACUUGAUAGAUUCUUAUGAUGAUUGGGGAAAUGUGGAUCUUGUUGUGGACCAUGUGGACAUAUGGGAAAUGAAGGAAUAUGGAGUUAAGGACUCAUGGACUAUGGUUGCAUCACUUGAACAACCAGAUAAGCAAAUUGGCUGUACUGUGGUCCCACUUGCAUAUUCGAAGAAUGGAGAGGAAAUUCUUGUGGAACUAGAUAAUAGGCGAUUCGUGUGGACUAGUAUUGCGGGGGACUCUAUAAAGAUCGUUGAUAUUGAAAUUGGGGCUUUACGGGGCUUUCUACAUUUCAAUAGUUAUGUUUAUUUGGGAAGCCUCGCUCACCUCAGUUCCAAUGAUGACACAAGUGAUCGGUAUAAUCAAGAUAAAGGAGGAAAGAAGAAAGCCCUAAAGAAGAGAGGAGAUGAUUUCCUUUCAAAGGGGUUCAAGUUGAAGCUUUGAGCAAUGAAUGAGGUGAAGAUUUGGAGGGUCAAGGAUGCGUUUUUGAUGCUUAAACACUGAAGCAGGACAAUCAAGAAGAGCAUAUUUCGUAUUUUUGACUUUAAGCUCCAAUAUCCCUCCUACUCUUCUUUUGAUAUAAACAGUAGAUACUUAUGUUUUGAUAUCAGUUUUUAGUCGAUAAAGCUGAUGACUGACUUGUAUGGAAUUUACAGAUAUGCUUUUCCAUUUUGAUGUGCCUAUAUGGAUUUGUUAUUUUUUCAUGCUUUUGUAAUUGUAAGGCUGCAUGAUGGAUUUAGUGAAUGGUUCACUUUAGUUGCUGAUCGAUUCUUUUCCUGCGCUUAAUUAUUGUGGGGAGAUUGAAAUUGUAGACAAUGCUCUUACCACAUAUUAUUCAUGGGGUUAAGUUAAUUAAAUAAGGCAAUUCUUAAGUAUGCUUGCCUUACUUGAGCCAAGGUCUAUUGCAAAUAACCUCUCUCUAUGUUAUGGGAUUACACUGGGUAUCCUGUUGUUAAUUCUUAAGUAUGCUGCCCAUUUCAUCUAGUUUCCGGUCGCUAUAUGUUUUAGGUAAAAUAAAUCAAAUGCCCUUGAACUAUAACCGAAAAGUCAAGUUCACACUCAAACUAAUCGGGCGACCUAUUACCUCUCUUGACCAUCUAAAAAGUGAAUUUAAUACUACCCUAGAAGCUGAUGUGACACAAAAAUUACUGUAUAAUUAAAAAAUAGGAGAGCGAAGUAGUAAAAAUAAUUUUUAAAUUUUAAUAAAAACUAUUUUUUUUUCACUCCUCCUCCAUUUCACCUCCCUAUAUGUUUGAGGUAAAGUGAGUUACAAAGUUUAUUUCUCUGAAUAUCGAGGAAUUGCUAUUAAAGCAGCAAACAUUGAGAGAUCGUAUGCUUUCAGUUUCAUCUGUUCGUUUUUUUCUUCUGUAUUCUCAUGCGCUAAACACUGCUAAUUUUGUGAAUGGGAAACUUAGCUUUUAAAAUUCUUCCAAGUUUCUAGUUUUCCAUAUGUGCCAGCAAAUAAGGAGAGGAAUAUUUUGGUUAACUUGCCUUUAGUUUUAGAUGACUUGUGAUAAUAAGAAGGAAAGUCUUUUUUUUUUUUUUUUUUUUUUUAGUAUAAAUCAUUACAUGAUGAUCAUCAGUGAAAUUAUUUCCGUUAUUUACUGAUCUAUUAUUAUUUUAAGUAACUCAUGUUUAUGUCAGUGAAUAGAUUUUUAAAUCUAAAACUAGAAGUAAUUCAUUAUUAAAUCAGAUUUGAUGCUUCCAGCUAUCCAAACAAUUUUCCUUUGUAAAGACCAAAAUCACAGUUUGCAAAACAAAACAAAAUUUUGCUCGACAAACGUAUUUAAAGAAAUUCAGAGUACCAUCAUCAUUCAUCAGCCCCAAAGCGAGACUUUUCGGAAAUCGUAAUUACAGAUAAAUAAAUUAAGGCAAACAGAAAGUUGUCUUUGAAAAUCGUACGUGAAAAUGGGAAAAUGAAAAGACAUGAAGGUUCUGUAAAAUGACAAUAGGUACCCUUUCAAUUAAUCAAGGAUUAGUAUUACGCACUUGUAAAUACCCGUAUAAAGGGAAGGGUCCAAUUGUCCUUUCACAAAAGCCACCGUACUCGUUUCCUUAAAAGGAAUGUUUAUUUUAUCCUCAUCAGUCUCUCAAUCUGUUAUUGUGUACUAAGGUCAGCUAAUAAAAAAAGGUAAUUUUUCUCAUUGCUUCUUUCUUUUAAUCCUUUUUAACAUGAUUUCAGGAAGAUGACUGAUAGGUGUUCUUUUUUAAUCAUAGUAUAUGUAAGUUGUCAUCUUAACCAAAACCAUAACAAGGGUUAUUUUUUUCUGUUUUUCAACAUUAGUAGGAACUCUUUAUCUCAAUCAUAUAUUUGGGGUCAAAUAAUUUGCUAGAAACACUAUGAUUUUGUAUCAAUUGCAUUUGGUUCUUGAAGUACUGUACAGGUUGUUACAUGUAGAAAUUCUAUUAUCCUAUAUGUUAUUGAAUAUUUGAAUGACUACUUGUCUCUUAGAAGGCUUAAAACUUUUCAUCUUCUCGUUCUUUUAUGUCCCGAACUCUCUUUUGUCCAUUCAGUUGCAAUCCUAAACUUGAUCUUAGCUAUUUAUUACUAUUAUAGUAUAGCCUUUAAUCUAUCAAUGGAAAGAUCUUCAUGUGUUUUCUGAUAAGGAAUUAUAGAAAAAGUUAAGUGGAACUACCUGCACGGGGCAAAUGAAGAUCUCUACACACUUGUUUAGGACUCUGCUGUUUUUUAUAUUACUCUGACUCACCCCUGUUUGAUAUAAUUUGGUUCAAACAGAUAAGA
This is a messenger RNA of Lycium ferocissimum, 3622 nucleotides long. RefSeq names its product F-box protein CPR1-like. The transcript is spliced from 3 exons. Gene Ontology annotation, molecular function: protein binding. NCBI's taxonomy places the organism in Eukaryota, Viridiplantae, Streptophyta, Magnoliopsida, Solanales, Solanaceae. The record is from RefSeq and is a predicted model, not a curated record. Bases 67 to 1323 code for a protein of 418 amino acids.